UAGAAGAGAAAAAGUUGAGAAUUUAGGUAACUAGAUAUAUAUACAUGGGAAACAGUUCUUUCAACUUUCUUUGAUACCAGAAAGAACAAUUUGAUAUGAUCAUGUUUUUAUUAAAUAGCUUCUCUUUUUUUUUUGGGGGGGGGGCAUUAGGCCUACUUUGUAAAGAGAUUAGAACAAGGGCCAGUGAAGAACUUCAAGUGCGGGAAAUAGAAAGAGGCUUCGAAAAACGAGCGUGAGUCACACAGACGCAGCCUCCGCCAUUCAGUGGAGCUAUAUUCAAUCGAAGAUUGUAUUGCACUGGAUAUCGAUAGGUCGUGCUUCUAAUUCAAGUGUGACUGAUUAUAGUGUGUUGUUACUGAGCAUUUACAAUGGAUGAACAAUACAAACCAUAGCGAGGGUUCAUUCUGAACAGAUGAUGCACUGCUUGUUCGUUCGUUCAUUCAUUCAUUUAUUUCCGAAGGUUAGCGAAAUAUAGAUCCUGUUUUGGGUUUUCCGUCAAUUUGGUGCAACACUACAGAGAUAUUGAACUUCAUGUAUUUGAUGUUUUGUUUGGGAUAGGCCGACGAAAGACCACCAGCAAGAUAAGAUGGAAGAGUCAGCACCAAACUCAAGGCAUGAAAGCAGUAGGCUCAAAUCGGACGAGCAGACGACGUCGAAUUCGAAAGAAAUUGUGACGUCAUGUGGAUGGUGUGAUUGGCGCCCUCGAUGGCUUCAACGAUUUAAUUCUCAACGUUGGCUUCUGGCUUCAUUGAGUGGAGCUGCUUUCAUGACGCUCAUGAUCGAGGAUGGGUUUACAAAUAGUGCUAUCACAUCUAUCGAGAGACGGUUCCAGCUGCGCAGUCGAGAUAUUGGUACUUUACUGAGCAUCUAUGAAUUCACCGUCAUCAUCUCGAUGAUACCAGUUACAUACUUCGGUGGGCGUGGCAAUAAGCCACGUUGGAUUUCGAUUGGUUGCUUUCUAGUGGGCAUGGCUUCACUACUUUUUGCCCUGCCCCAUUUUACCACAGAAAGAUACGCCUAUUUUGUCGAAAAAGUCGCCGGACAAACGACGUGCCAACUCCCACAGGCGAACAGUACGUCAACAUCUUCGCCUGAUAGUUGUCAGCGGGGUGGACAGAGCAGUUCGUCAUUAUCGAAAUAUAUUAUUCUCUUUGGAGCAGCCAAAGUUAUAGCGGGAAUAGGGGCAACACCUCCGGGGAGCCUCGGGGUAGUGUUCCUUGAUGAGAGCAUCACGACCAAACAGAAUGGAAUGUACUUAAGUACAUGCUUUACCAUGGCGACCUUUGGUACUGCAAUCGGAUAUCUUCUGGCUGGCUUCUUCCUCAACAUCUACACAGAUAUUGAAAUGCCGCCUGGAGUGUCUGUAUCUCCAUCUGAUCCUGGUUGGGUGGGUGCUUGGUGGUUAGGCUUCAUCGUGGCCGGGUUAGUCAUCAUCAUACUCUCUAUACCCAUCGGACUCUUCCCCAGGGAAUUACCGAAAACUGCUAAAAUCCGAACUGAGAAGCCCGUGGAAUCUCACAAGAACUCUGGCCUUCACAAAGGUGGGCACCCAGGACAGUCUAGCAGCGAGUCGUCUCGUCUGGUCCAGGAGAUCAAGGGUGUGUUGAAGAUUCUGAAACACCUGGCUAUCAACCCUACCUAUGUCUUCACUGUAUGUUCUACCGUCCCCGAUAUCCUCCUCAUCAACUCCUUUGCCGCUUUCUUGCCUAAACUCCUCGAGAAUCAAUUCAUGGUGACAUCAAGCAUGGCUACCAUUAUUACAGGUAUUGCAGUUAUCCCCGGAUCUGUCUUAGGGACGUUUCUAGGAGGAUGGGUGAUGAAGCGAUGGAAACUGAAGGUCCCGGGACUUAUCAAGCUUGCCAUCGUAGGGAGUACCAUCGAGACCAUCGCAUUUCUUGGUGUUUUCAUGCAUUGUCCGCAGGCUCAGAUAGCAGGGGUGACAACCGCGUAUAGCAAUGGAUCUAGUCUUCUCGACUUGACGUCCCCAUGCAACCAAGCCUGUUCAUGUUCUGUCGAUAAGUUUAAGCCAGUGUGUAUGGAAGAAACCGGCAUCAGCUUCUUCAGUCCCUGUCACGCGGGAUGUAGCCAAGAUCUUGGAAAUGGUACGUUUGCUGGUUGCGUCUGUUCUCCAAUGGCUAGCUCUGGAAUUCUUGGUACUGUUCAUCAUGGGAAAUGCUCCACACCUUGUAAUCUCUUACCUGCAUUCAUUGUUAUAAUGAAUAUAGUGUUAGUCGCCAUAUUCAUGGGUAAAGUGCCUCUGAUGAACAUAGUUUUCAGGUGUGUUGCCGAGCAUGAACGACCAGUAGCUCUAGGAAUGAAUUCUGUUGUGGCCAGAACACUUGGCGUCAUUCCAGGCAACAUUUUGUUCGGUGUCAUCAUUGACAGUACAUGUGUACAAUGGCAGGAAACGUGUGGUGAACGAGGUGCAUGCUGGCUGUACAACAACAAAAGCCUGUCCUGGAAACUGGCAAUGCUUGCGCUUGUUUGCAAUCUUCUAACGGUGCUCUUUUAUUCGCUGGCGCUUCGGUUUUACGAACCGGCUCCACACAACGAUUUGGAUACGGAUAAGCCGGAUGUGCCUGAAAUCGAACCGAGCCUUGAUCAUGAAACCAGUAUUUGAAUGAAGUGAAAUUUUACUAUUUUAUAUCAGUGUAA
Lytechinus variegatus (green sea urchin) is the source of this 2655-nucleotide messenger RNA. Its product is annotated as solute carrier organic anion transporter family member 4C1-like. Gene Ontology annotation, cellular component: membrane. Bases 587 to 2620 code for a protein of 677 amino acids. Gene Ontology annotation, molecular function: protein binding. NCBI's taxonomy places the organism in Eukaryota, Metazoa, Echinodermata, Echinoidea, Temnopleuroida, Toxopneustidae. Gene Ontology annotation, biological process: sodium-independent organic anion transport; transmembrane transport. The transcript is spliced from 11 exons. The record is from RefSeq and is a predicted model, not a curated record.